Mucor mucedo is the source of this 2999-nucleotide messenger RNA. RefSeq lists its product as uncharacterized. The transcript has 7 exons. Bases 373 to 2793 code for a protein of 806 amino acids. Lineage: Eukaryota; Fungi; Mucoromycota; Mucoromycetes; Mucorales; Mucoraceae. The record is from RefSeq and is a predicted model, not a curated record.
GAACCUGGAAUUAUUUACUGCCCGAUUCCCUUCAUUAACAUCAAUUGACAGCAGAUACACUCCUCAGUCAUUGAAAUCAGUUAACUUCAGAUUUCCUUUUAAAGUAAAGGAGAAACGGACGUGUGUAAAAGAAAGUCUGGAAAGGCGUUGUAGUACUAAAUUAACACCAGAGUUCAUUGACAUGAUGACACUUGAAAGCGAGUUUCCUCGAUUUCCACAAAACAAUUAUAGGAAACAUAACCCUAAUGAAUUUCGCUUUGAGGAUAACCAUGCACGUUUGAUUUUACAUCAUUUCAAGUAUUUUUAAACUACCAGCCUUUCAAGGGACUACGAAAUAUACGCUAUAACAAAUUCCGUUUAAAGCAGAAGGAAAUGAAAAAUAUUGAAUCCAUAACUAUUAACGAUAUCUAUGUCAAUUACCCUGAUAAUGUGAAAACCUUUUUCUUAGACAAAAUAAGCUCUUUAUUUCAUGACACAAGCGGAAAGAAAAUCUCGGGGUUGUUUAUUUUUUUUACUGAAGAAUAUGCGCAUAACUAUGAAAAAUUAGUGCUACUGAAACUCAUAGAGAAAUGGCUAAAUGAUUAUGGUAAACAGCAAAAACUUUUUAAAUUAAUGGCGCAUGAUGGUAGUCCCAACAAAGCUGUCAGCUUCAGAUUGGUUUUGGAGAUAAAGAUGUUUGGAGGCGAAAAGCUAGUAAAAAAAAGAAUUAUAGAAUCCAAAAAAUCUACAGAUCCCAAAAUAUUACCAUUAAAUUCAGAAGCUGGAUUUUUUAAGCCUAUUUAUUUUAUUAAUAUUGACUUGUUGCCUACAACUGUGAACUUGCAGAUUACCCACGCAGGAGAUACCGGCCAUAUAAAGAGCACAACAGAAAAUUAUCAAUGUGAUAUACAGCCAUUGACAAACUUUAUUUCGCAACCCAACUUGUACGAUAGAUCAGCACUCUGCAUAACUUAUAGGAUGAAAUUAUUUAUACAGAAUACUUUUCGUAAAUAUCUCAAAUUGUGGUCACAUCCUGAUAAAAGAACAAAGGUUAUAAAUACAUUUGUGUAUCCUGAAUCCAAAAUAGUUGAGAAGCUUUUGUGCAAGGUUGAUAUGGAUACGAUGUUUUCGAAAAAAAUUGCGCUAUCUGCUGCCAACGGUGAUAAUUCCGUAAUUGUUUGCCAUCCCGGAUACUUCUUUUUCUUUAUCAUAACGUACCUGUAUUAUCUCAACAAGUUGAUAGAAGACAAAAUGGACAGUGCUUUCGGAAACGAUUGGAGAGACAAGAAUACCGCAUUUGCUUUUUCAGUUGAAAAAAAGUUAUUGGAUGAUAUAUUUGGCUCAAAGGAAACCCUAAAUGAAAUGCUAUUUGCAAGUGGGAUACUACAUAAUAAUAAUGGUUUUCGAAAAGCUGAAAUAUGUACUUACGGCGAAGAAAUUUUACCUGCCAUUCAACAGAAACUGAAAGACGCUGAUUUCAAGAUGAAAUUAUACUUUAUUGUUGCACAGUUACAUCAAAAGCAUAUUCAACUCACUUUACAUCAAGUUGUUAAACUAUCAACACCUGCCGAGGAUGCUGCCACCAUCAUUAUCCAGGAUGAAAUACUACACAUAGAGGAUGUAUAUGACACCUUAUGCAAAAACAUUUGGGCGGCCUUAUUAUCUAGCAACCGUAUUGAUUACUGUCUAAAGCACAUGAAUAAGGGUGAUGAUCCUCACAGCUUAAAUUCUUCAGAAGGUUACAAGGCUAUUUACCAGAGGUUAAAAUUUUAUUUGAUGGAAGUUUUGAGCUUGAGCCAUGUAGGUAUUGACAUGGAUUAUACUUACCAUUUAAAAAUCACGGAAGAAUGCUCUUGUACAAUUGUUCUUUUUCUUCGCGACAUCAUUGAAAAGGGUAUUAAACCAAUUAUUCAAAAUACGGCAACAACCAUAGCGGCUUCGAUGACGAACUCGACACUAUUCGGUCAUUACGAUAUAGGAUUUUUGUUUUUGUUAGGAGAUCCAUUUAAGCUUUUGACAUCCUCACCACUGUAUAUCAUGUAUACUGCAAUAACUCAGAAAGCGAUUAAUAUUGCUAUCGAGUCCAAGGCAAAAGAUUUACAGGGAGUUGUCUUUCAAGAAUCAAUUUACCAAUUAUUGAAACAAGCAACAAGUGAAAAACCAUACUUAUAUGACAGAUUUAUUAAAGGAGUUUUAAGCCAAAUAUCUACAGAAACCUACGGGGUACGGUUUGGAGUCUGGGGAAAUACCAAGCAUUAUUCAUUUCUCUGUAUGGAUUGCAGCAAGGACGGUAAAAAUACUGUUGUUAGGGAUGGUAACUUCUUGAUAAUUCUUCAAAAAGGAAAACCGAUUCCGAUCGCAGGAGUAUCGAUAAAACUUAAGUUCCACAUGGAAGAUAAAUCUGAAGAAGAUGACAUUUUUAGUAACUUUUAUAAACACAACCCUGGAAAGGGCGUAGUCGCAGAAUUUAUCAAAGUACAGCAUUCGGAUAAUGCAGUACCAGGUAGAUAUACACUCUUGGAAGCAAAUUCGGACGGUCCCAAAUGUGAAAUUCAUAUCGAUGAUAAUAGAAGUCAUAAUCAGCCAGUCAUUAUAGAUUUCAAACACCUUAAUUACGACUAUACUUUACAGUUAUCAGCGAGACUAAUGGGAUUUUAUACCGAUCUUCAACGCUGGAAUUUUAAGGAGUACAGAAUUAUUGGACAACCGUUGACACUCGCUUAUAUUCAGAGUGAUACCCAAGUGGAUUCUGCUAAACAUCGGAUAAAAAAAAGAGAAAAAAUUCGUAACGCAGCCAAUUGUACAAAUCAAUGAUACAAUAAAUUAUAAAAAUGUAAAACUUAUGUUUAAUGUAAUCAUCACUCGCAUUGUCUACCUCGUGGUAAUUAUUGACAUCCUUCAAACUAAUCUUUGCGCAAGUUGAAAUCUCAUUUUCUCCCAUCCGAUCUUUGUUACAACUCUCAAGUUUGGGUUUAUUGUUCACUUCAUUGUUAAUAUCUCGCCCAAAGUGCCUGAUGGGG